Messenger RNA from Theobroma umbraticum, 1688 nucleotides. Its product is annotated as protein ASPARTIC PROTEASE IN GUARD CELL 2. Gene Ontology annotation, molecular function: aspartic-type endopeptidase activity. Lineage: Eukaryota; Viridiplantae; Streptophyta; Magnoliopsida; Malvales; Malvaceae. Gene Ontology annotation, biological process: proteolysis. The record is from RefSeq and is a predicted model, not a curated record.
CGCACCCCUCCUUCCCCAAACAACCUAAAACCUCAACACCUCAAACCCUCAAAACCUCAACCAUGUCAGCUUUCCCAUCCCUCCCGAUAAUCUUGCUGGCGGUGCUACACCUGACUCUGAGUGGCAUCGCCACCUCCCCUCACCCUGACUUUCAACUCUUGAACGUGAAACAAACUCUCAUUGGGACGAAAAAGCCUACGCCUCUCAAAACAUUUGAAUAUCACGAACAAUCCAACGCCAGCGAAGGUGAUCAAGGGAAAUGGAAGCUGAAACUUGUCCAUAGGGACAAGUUAUCUUCCAACACUACUAUUGCCUUCCAUGACCAUAGCCACCGUUUUCUUGCACGCAUGCAAAGGGACGUGAAAAGGGUGGCAAGUCUCGUCCGCCUCCUCUCUGGAGGCGGAGGCCACGACGGUGACGCUGCUUAUGAGGUGAACGAUUUUGGGUCCGAUGUUGUUUCAGGAAUGGACCAAGGAAGCGGAGAGUACUUUGUGAGAAUAGGCGUUGGUAGCCCACCACGAAGUCAAUAUAUGGUUAUUGAUUCGGGCAGUGAUAUUGUUUGGGUUCAGUGUCAGCCUUGCAACCAAUGCUAUAGACAAUCCGACCCGGUUUUUGACCCGGCUGACUCUGCUUCUUACAGUGGCGUCUCUUGUAGCUCAUCAGUUUGUGACCGGAUUGAGAAUUCGGGUUGCCAUGCGGGUCGGUGUCGGUAUGAAGUUAUGUACGGUGAUGGGUCUUAUACAAAAGGGACCCUGGCUCUUGAAACACUCACUUUUGGUCGAACCGUGUUAAAAUGUGGCGAUUGGAUGUGGCAUAUUAACCGGGGCAUGUUCAUUGGGGCAGCCGGCUUUGGCAUUGGAGGUGGAUCCAUGUCACUUGUGGGUCAAUUGGGUGGUCAAACAGGGGGUGCAUUUAGUUACUGUUUAGUGAGUCGGGGCAGCGAUGCAUCCGGGUCAUUGGUAUUCGGGCGUGGAGCAAUGCCCGUGGGCGCUGCAUGGGUCCCUUUGCUACGUAACCCACGGGCCCCGAGUUUCUACUAUGUUGGGCUUUCGGGUCUGGGAGUAGGAGGCAUCCGGGUGCCGGUAUCCGAAGACAUUUUUCGGCUUAGUGAAUUGGGGUACGGAGGGGUUGUUAUGGACACUGGCACCGCCGUGACAAGGUUCCCGACGGUGGCUUACAAUGCCUUCCGCGAUGCUUUUAUCGCGCAGACGGCAAACCUCCCCCGGGCUUCCGGAGAAUCCAUUGAUACGUUUACAACUUACGGUUUUGUGUCGGUCAGGGUUCCAACAGUAUCAUUUUAUUUCUCGGGCGCGCCAAUCCUGACCCUACCCGCAAGGAACUUUCUUAUUCCCGUUGAUGAUGUGGGAACCUUCUGUUUCGCGUUUGCUUCCUCUCCUUCAGGACUUUCAAUAAUAGGGAACAUCCAGCAAGAGGGCAUCCAAAUUUCCUUUGAUGGAGCCAAUGGCUUCAUGGGGUUUGGCCCCAACGUUUGCUAAGCUUGAUGAUGUAAAGAAAUAGUGAAUUUUGCUUAGGUGCUUGUUAGUUAAAAGUAUAUUCUUAUAUUAUAAAUAUAUAAGAGUCUGAUGUCUUAGUGUCAUGUGCUACUUGUCCUAUGGUCUAUGAUUUGAUUAAAGUUUUGCCUUUUUUCCUAAUGUAAAAAAACACUAUAUAUAGUGUGAUUCUGUAAA